Alternaria burnsii is the source of this 1863-nucleotide messenger RNA. Its product is annotated as branched-chain amino acid aminotransferase ii. Gene Ontology annotation, biological process: branched-chain amino acid metabolic process; proteolysis. The transcript is spliced from 8 exons. The coding region runs from base 1 to 1863 and encodes 620 amino acids. Gene Ontology annotation, molecular function: cysteine-type peptidase activity; branched-chain-amino-acid:2-oxoglutarate transaminase activity. The record is from RefSeq and is a predicted model, not a curated record. Lineage: Eukaryota; Fungi; Ascomycota; Dothideomycetes; Pleosporales; Pleosporaceae.
AUGUCAGACUUUCCUCCUUCACCCGUCGACACCAUUGACUGGAGCAAUGUGGGCUUCAAGAUCCGCGAAGUCGCUGGCCAUGUUGAAUCCCACUACUCUGUUGAGACCGGCAAAUGGACUCCCCCAGUCUUUGUCGAGGAUCCAUUCCUGCGUAUCCACGGUAUGGCACCCGGUCUGAAUUACGGGAUGCAGUGCUACGAGGGUAUGAAGGCCUUCCGAGCACCAAAUAACACCAUAAACAUCUUCAGGCCCAACAAGAAUGCCGAAAGGAUGCAACACUCGGCCUCUUUUAUUUCCAUUCCAGAGGUACCGACAGACCACUUCCUCGCCUGCUGCAGUAUGGCUGUAGGAAUGAACGCAGCAUACGUGCCACCUCAUGAGACCGGGGCGGCCAUGUACAUCCGACCACUGCUCUUCGGUAGCUCAGCGCAGCUUGGCCUGAACCCGCCACAGGAGUACACAUUCGUAGUCUAUUGUAUUCCAACAGGUGUCUACCAUGGAUCAAACCCGGUAGAUGCCGUCAUCCUUGAGGACUUUGACCGCGCCGCGCCGGAGGGAACUGGAUCAGCAAAGGUCGGAGGCAACUACGCUCCAGUAUUGCGGCAUAGUGAGAAGGCGUACAAGGCAGGCUACGGCAUUACCCUGCAUCUUGACAGCAAGACCAGAAGCGUCGUUGACGAGUUCUCAACGUCCGCAUUCAUUGGAGUGAAGAAGGAUGGCGACAAGGUCAAGCUUGUUGCAUCUAACAGCAAAAACGUUAUCCAGAGUGUGACUGGAGACAGCGUCCUCAGGAUUGCGGAAUCAUUUGGCUGGGAAGCCGAGUCCCGAGAGAUCGCGUAUGAAGAACUCAAGUCCUUCGACGAAGUCCUUGCUGCAGGAACAGCGGCGGCUCUUGUUCCCAUCAAAUCUAUCACUCUACCAUCGAAGGAUGACAAGUUCACGUAUGCAGAGGCACAGCAAGAACCAGGCCCAGUAUGCAAGAAGCUUCUUACAACACUGAAAGGUAUCCAGCAAGGAAAGAUUGAAGACAAGCAGAGCUGGCUUUUCAAGGUGGAGAGGCCUGAGCAGUUUGGAAAACAAGAACAGGCAAACGGGGCCAAGAUUACACCCAACAUCCCUACCCUCUCGCAUAACCACGAGGUCCGAAAUCUUGUAACGCGAGCCGAUCUGGACAGCAUCAAGUCUAACGACUGGCUCACGGACAAUGCCAUCGCCUUUUGGCAAGAAUACCUCGAACGCGAAGAGCUCAAUGCCUUCCCCAAAGCCUCCAUCGUCCUCCUCCGCCCCUCCAUGUCCUACAUGCUCAUGCAAUCCGCCGAGCCCCUCUCCUUGAAAGAAGUCCUCCCCAACUUCACUCACACAACACACGUCUUCCUCCCCAUAAACGACAACACCGACGUCACGCAAGCCGAAGGCGGCUCACAUUGGUCCCUCCUCCUCGUUUCCAUCAUCGAUGGCGUUUCAUUCCACUACGACUCCAUGACUCAGUCCAACGAGCGCGAAGCACGAAGCACAACCAUGAAGCUGGAACAACUACUAGGAAAGCGACUGCGGUUUAUCCCUAUGAGUGAUAGUCCGCAGCAAGAAAACGGAAGUGAUUGUGGUGUGUUCGUCUGUGUGCUUAUGCGACAUUUGCUGCUCAAGAGGCUGCUUCGGGCCGAUGCGAGCAAGAAGGUCAGCAUGAGCAUGCGAGAUGCACACAUAAACGCAAAAGACGGACGGAGAACUAUGCUCAAGGUCAUCGAGGAGAGGAGAGACGAGGGAAAGCGGAGACGCUCAGGCAGUCAUUCACCCUUUAGAAAUCCCUCCGCCCACUCCAAGAGCCCACCACGCAUAGGCGACGAACAAUCCCAGGAACGCUAG